GAAUAUCACUAGUUUAUGUCGGUACGUAGUGCUGUUAUCAACUUUGUAGAAAGUUAUUGUAAUAAUGCUUAACAUAAUACUAAUUUACGCAAUAAUUGUUGUUUUUCUAAUCACGGUUUUGCUUUCAAGAUAUUUCUUUUGGCGAGCACGUCUAAAAACCGUUAAUAACAAACACGUAGUUGUGACUGGUGGAUCAAGUGGUAUAGGAAAAUGUGUAGCAAUUACAGCUGCCAAAUACGGGGCACAUGUGACAAUAAUUGCAAGAGAUGUUCAAAAAUUAGAAGCAGCAAGAAACGAAAUAGUUCAUGUUUGCAAAAACAAGGACACUCAAAAAAUCGAAUAUUUAUCUCUUGAUGUUGGCGAAGAUUACGAGACGGUUGAAAAAGCCUUAGGUGAUUUAGAAAGAACUAUGGGUCCAAUAUAUAUGUUAGUGAAUUGUGCUGGUACUGCAAUUUGUGGAAAAAUUGAAGAUACCAGAGUUGCAGAUUUAAAAAAAAUGAUUCACAUUAAUUUCUUGGGAUCCUAUUAUUGCACCAAAGCUGUCGUACAAAGAAUGAAAGCUUCUCAGGAAGGAAUUAUUGUUUUAACUUCUUCCCAAGCUGCACUAUUAGGUAUAUUUGGCUAUUCAGCCUACUGUAGCACGAAAUUUGCACUCCGUGGUUUAGCUGAAAGUAUAGCCAUGGAACUUGCACCGUAUAACAUUUCUGUGACUCUUAGUCUACCUCCAGAUACAGAUACACCAGGUUUUGCCAUAGAAGAGCUAUCAAAACCUCUUGAAACAAAACUCAUAUCAGAAACCAGUUCUUUAGUGAACCCAGAAGUAGUAGCCAACAAACUCUUUAAGGAUGCAUUGGCCGGAAAAUUCUUCUCUACGGUUGGUGCGGAAGGUUUUAUAUUAACUGUUUUAUGCUGUGGUAUGUCACCAUUUAAUUCGACAAUCGAAUUAGUCGUGCAAUCGAUGUUACUCGGCCUUUUCCGUAUUAUAAGUGCCUUUUACAUAGUUCGUUUCCGAAAAAUUAUUAAGAAUUGUAUGAAGACUCGUGACAAAAAUAAAAAAUCCGAAUAAAUAAUUUGUGCAAGAUAAAAUGAAAUAUAAAA
This is a messenger RNA of Colletes gigas, 1098 nucleotides long. RefSeq names its product 3-ketodihydrosphingosine reductase (gene Kdsr). NCBI's taxonomy places the organism in Eukaryota, Metazoa, Arthropoda, Insecta, Hymenoptera, Colletidae. The record is from RefSeq and is a predicted model, not a curated record. Gene Ontology annotation, biological process: sphingolipid biosynthetic process. The coding region runs from base 65 to 1066 and encodes 333 amino acids. Gene Ontology annotation, cellular component: endoplasmic reticulum membrane. The transcript is spliced from 4 exons. Gene Ontology annotation, molecular function: 3-dehydrosphinganine reductase activity.